AACUUUCCAUUUAUAACAUACAUGGUGACAGAAAUGUACCACAUUUUCUAUGCAGAAUAUUUUCACUGAGGAGAUGCAAGAGUAUUUGAAAUAUGUUGUUUGGAAAAUGAUGCUGGCCUUUUCCUUUUCUGUCAGGAUUUUAAAUAUGCUUCUGAUAUUGGACGUUUGGCUCCAGAUAACUGCUAGGACUGCUUCCAAAGAGGUUGAAUAUUUAUGACACAAAAGGACACUGUGAAUUCUGUGUGCUUACAUUGGUAUGUGCUGAUGGCUAUACUUCUCCUGAUCCCUGCACACUGUAAUUUAACAGGCAAAGAUGACAUUCAUACAUACUGAUAAAGUGUUGGAUGCACGACUGGACAUAAAAGGAGAUGCAGGAAGCAAUCUGUAUCAGGAGUGCAAGUGCAGUGCAUUUGGAAAGCAGUAUUCACCUGUGAAUAUUCUUUCUUGUUUUAUUUGUGGAUCUCUAGCAAAAAAAAAAAAGCCAGAGAAGCAGGUUCCCUCAGAUAGCAAAUGAUGAUCCCCCAUUAGCUUUACUUGUCUAAUCCCAAAAAGACGUCUGAGUCCCAGGGCUAAAAUUUGUUCCAGAGCAUCCUGUUGUGAAGAGUGUCAUUCUUCACAUCACUGAAGAAGAGAAAGGGAAACCCUCUCUGGAACUAAGGGCUGGUGUUUUGCUUACUAUAAAAUAAAACAAACUUCCCUCCUGUUACGACAGUGUCACUUUCUUCUCAUUGCUAACCUUGCGUUUGUUGCAGAGAGGAACUAAAUGCCUAAACUCUUCUCUUGCUUCUCUCAGAGAUGUACUGACCUUCCAGCAAUGGUGAGACAAAGAUCUCUGAGACAGGACUUGAGCAACAAUCUUAAUGUGAAAGCUAACCAGGCAGAGAUCACUGCAGUACUUUUCAGAGACAGUGGGAGUGACUGGGUAAUACCUAAGGAAGGUUUUCAAGAACACCAAAACGAAGCUGAUGCUGUUUGGCAUUAAUGUUAAAGACACUGGAGCUGUUUACGUUGUAUUACAUUUUAAGUAAGAGUCUUCACAAGAGGAGUUAUCAUCCUACAAUAAGCAGUUAUCAUCUAUCCUGAACAGCUGCCAUCACUAUUUCUUUGUGAGAUAGAGGAGUUGGUUGGUGUUUGGAAAAAAGAUUCACAGAACCCAUAGUCCUCAUGAGUGCUUUGAUAGCAGAGCGAGGCACUUUUAUUUCUAUUUCAUCUAAAAGUUGCACGUUGUAUUUCUAAGCAAAACCUCUCACAAAGCUAAGGGGUGAGAAUAAAGGGCAGGAAGUUUUCUUCUAGUAAUUUGGCUGUAAGCUGAAAGCCACUCUGCUCUGUAACCUGCUGGCCUGCGCAAUUUGGGAGCCUAACAGCUAGCACAACAGUGUCACCUGCUGGCAAGCGAAGUGGCAACCCAUGCGUCUGUUGUCUUCACUGAACGCCACGGACUGCUUAUAUGCUUCAUGUGAGAAUAAUGCUCUUCACGUUUACAUUAAGGUGUCAACGCAGUGACGUAGAGUCAAAGAUGAUGAAAUUUCUUUGAAUUAACAGUUUUGCGUUACUCAAACAUACGAGAUUUUCUGAACUUUAUUUAAUGAUUAAAAUCAAGUAGCUUGUGUGAUUCAGCCUUUGUUUUUUUUUGUAUUAGGUGUAUCGUUGUAAUGCAAUUUUAAAAUCAAGCCUGAUACUGAGCCACAAUUUGUUAUGCCUUUUGGUGAUAUUGGUGAAGAACACACAAAAGUCUACCGUGGGCAUCACUUACUGCCCUCAAAAACUUUUCUUACAGUCCAGUGAAUCUCACACUUCCAUGUGUGUCUAACAUGCAUGUAUUUCAUAAAGGUGACAUGAAUGACCACAUGGAAGAAAAUGAAAAGAAAAGCAGCACUGCCCAGAAAACAUCUGCAGAAGAAUCUGUCUGUCCUGCUGCAGACAAAAUGACAGCAGAACAACUGCCAAAAGUUAAGAAGGAACCACAAGAAGGACCUGAGAUAGCUGACUUCAAUCGUGCAACUAGAGUGCAGAGAAAAAAAACACGCAUGAAACAAGACUGUUUUGAUAAACCCAAAACUCCGAAUAUGUAUGACAGUCAUGGCCGGCUGCUUGGGAGUAACAUUGAUUUGUGUGACUGCCUGGAUGAGAACUGCCUGGGUUGCUUCUAUCCUUGCCCCAAAUGCAACUCAACUAAGUGUGGGCCAGAAUGUCGCUGCAAUAGGAAGUGGGUUUAUGAUACAAUUGAGGCUGAAGACGGGAAUGUGAUCAAUGCUUUCCCAUUUCCUACUGAUCCAGAAUUUUGUUCCAAUAACUUUGUAUCUGAGUGAAAUUCUUCUUUCUUCAUGUUUUAUCAUAAUGAAUCUCAGCUUUAUGAGUUAUGAAAUGUCGGUCAAUGUUGUUUGUGCUUCUUUAUUGAUGUCUAGUCAGCACGCUUAUACAUUUCAUGUUAAGUAAAAUUGUACCGAGGCUCUCAGCUCUGACUCAGGCACAUUUUGCUGUGGAAGGAUGAUGUCACUGCACAGAAGGCUUCCUGAAACAGGGUAGACCAAAGAGCAAAUCCCCUCCCUGCCUACCUCAUCUGCCCAAGUGCCUGGAGAAGGGUUGAUGUCAUAGGUGACUCCCCUCUUUGGGUUACUGAGGGCCCAAUGUGCCAGCCAAACCUCACCCAUAAGGAAGUCCACUCCCUCCCUGGGGCCCAGCCUAGUGAAGAUAUCAUCUGUUAGCCUCUUGCCUAAAAACUGAUUAAAUUUAUCUUCCUGUUUUUUUCUCCUGC
Molecule: messenger RNA, 2755 nt
Organism: Meleagris gallopavo (turkey)
Lineage: Eukaryota; Metazoa; Chordata; Aves; Galliformes; Phasianidae
Source: RefSeq, a predicted model, not a curated record